This is a messenger RNA of Odobenus rosmarus divergens (Pacific walrus), 2787 nucleotides long. RefSeq names its product cadherin 26 (gene CDH26). Gene Ontology annotation, cellular component: catenin complex; adherens junction; plasma membrane. Bases 1 to 2787 code for a protein of 928 amino acids. The transcript is spliced from 18 exons. NCBI's taxonomy places the organism in Eukaryota, Metazoa, Chordata, Mammalia, Carnivora, Odobenidae. Gene Ontology annotation, molecular function: calcium ion binding; cadherin binding. Gene Ontology annotation, biological process: multicellular organism development; adherens junction organization; homophilic cell-cell adhesion. The record is from RefSeq and is a predicted model, not a curated record.
AUGGCUGCUCGACCAGGCCAGCCUGGACAAGCCUGUCAGAUGAUGUGCCCGCCUGCCACAGAGUUAUAUUCCCUACUAAUUCAUGUAAUUUUUAUUUUUAAAGUCAACAGCGUCAACAGUUUCCAACAAGAAAAGGAUACUCUUACUGAUCAAACAAAGGGAGAGAGCCACCGGCCCCUACGGCGAUCCAAAAGAAGAUGGGUUAUUACCACCCUGGAACUGGAGGAGGAAGAUCAAGGACCCUUUCCCAAACUUGUUGGGGAGCUGUUCAACGAUAUGUCUCAUAACAUGUCAUUAAUAUAUUUAAUCAGUGGACCUGGUGUGGAUGAAUAUCCGGAGAUUGGUUUGUUUUCUGUAGAAGAUCACAGGAACGGACGAGUGUAUGUUCACCGCCCUGUCGAUCGAGAGACAACCCCGUCUUUUAUGGUUUAUUUUGAUGUUGUGGAUCGCUUAACAAGAAAGGUCAUAGAUAAUUCCUUGAUUUUCAACAUUAGGAUCAGUGAUGUGAACGAUCACGCACCCCAGUUCCCUGAGAAGGAAUUCAACAUCAGUGUGAAGGAGAACCACCCUGCAGGUCAACCCGUUUUCCAGAUGUUAACAAUUGAUUUGGAUGAAGAAAAUACUCCAAAUUCUCAAGUCCUUUAUUUCCUUAUUUCUCAAACACCGUCACUGAAAGAAAGUGGCUUCCAGAUUGACCGUGUUAGUGGAGAAAUACAACUCUCAGGAUGCUUAGAUUAUGAGACUGCUCCGUGGUUUACACUACUAGUUGGAGCGAAGGAUUUGGGAGAACCUCCCUUGACAUCCACGGCCACGGUUCAUGUGAACGUGCAAGAAGGCAACAACCACAGGCCCACGUUUACCCAGGAGAAUCACAGGAUUCAGAUUUCUGAAGGCUGCACAAGCCAGAGCGUGUUGCGUCUCCUGGUCCAAGAUGGUGACUUGCCAUUUACGUCAGCUUGGAGAGUAAAAUUUCACAUACUGAAUGGCAACGAAGAGGGACAUUUUGACAUUUUGACUGACCCUGAGACCAACGAAGGGAUUUUAAAUGUGAUCAAGCCCUUGGAUUAUGAAACUCACCCUGUACGAAGCCUUGUCAUCGCCGUGGAGAACGAGGAGCCGCUCUUCCCCUGUGAGGGGGGCCAGGUCCAGGGGCCCCAGGGGGCGGCGGUGAGCACCACUGUGAGUGUGCAGGUGACGGACGUCAAUGACCCACCAGCCUUUCACCCCAGGAGCUUUGUCGUCAGUGAGGUCGAUGGUGCCAGGCCUGGAAUUCAGCUGGGAAUUUUCAAUGCUACAGAUCCAGACAGAGCUGCCGGCCAGAUAAGAUAUAAACUGGCUUAUGAUCUGGCAAAUUGGGUGACCAUAGAUGAACUCUCAGGAACAGUUACCACCAGGGAGCAAAUUGACCGAGAAUCCCCUUAUGUAAAUGAUAGCUUUUACAUAAUCAUCGCGCACGCUGUUGAUGAUGGCCUCCCGCCACAGACUGGGACGGGGACCCUGAUGCUUUUCCUGUCCGACGUCAACGACAACGCCCCCGCUCUCCAUCCCCAUUCUCGAUAUGUGGAAGUCUGUGAGUCUGCACUGAAUGAGACCCUCCUCCUCCAAGCGGAGGAUGGUGACCUGGAGCCCUAUGCAGACCCCUUUACAUUUGAGUUGGACAAUUCGUGGGAAAGUGCAGGAGACACAUGGAAAUUGGGGAAAAAUCGGGGUCGGUCAGUUGAACUUUUAAUGUUGAGAAGCCUCCCACCGGGUAAUUACUCGGUGCCACUGGUCAUCAGAGACAAACAGGGACUUUCCCAGAAGCAGACUGUCCAUGUAAGGGUCUGUUUCUGUCCCGGCGGAGUCUCGUGUGUGGAGGCAUCAGUUGCAGUCACAGGAACUGGGCUCCUCGUGGGCACCCUGGCCCCUCCCUGUGCAGCGUUCAUGAUUCUGGCAGCCACUCUGCUGUUCCUGCUGCGAUGCUAUUUUUUAUCUGAAGUCAAGCUCAGAAGCUCUGAGGAAGGCCAGCAGACUCUGAACAUGUAUAACGAUGAGAGCAAAGCCAUUUCAACCCAGAAGCUCCGUGGCAUGGACGUGCUCACAGGUGACACUGGGGACCUGCCGCACGUCUACGUGGAGGAGGGAGAGUGUGAAAGAGCAGAGAGCCUCAGUUCUCUUACCUUCUCAGAGCCGGACCUGUGGGCUUCAAAGGCUGCUCCACUUGAAGAAGUAUAUUCUAAGUCCGACUAUGUGACUAAAUUCUGGCCAACGGAAGGCAACUUCCAGAAAGUCUCCUUGAUGAGUGGAGAUGUGCCUGUCUCUUCCCCCUCUUCUUCUACUGGCUGGGAUGAGGAUGGGAUGGCUGGCGCUGGGGCAGCCAUCCUGGGCAUUGCCAUCAGAGCAGAGCUUUACAAGAGAGACGCGGACCGUGGCUGCAGGCGGCUGGAGGAGCGGAAUGAGCCGGAUGCAGCUGUGCUAAUGGAGAUGCGCUCUGCCUGUAGUCUGCGAUUGCAGUUGACCGAGGGCUUGGAGCUGAUGGAGGACAGCACGCAGGUGGCCACAGCGGUGGAGCCAUGUCAGGGCUAUGGGGUGGGGGGAUGCAGCUGCAGUGAAUGCGUAGGCCGAGAAAGUGAAUCCGUGUACGUGACCUCGCAGAGUAUAAGAGGAAGUGUGAACAUGGUGAAGGCCGCAAGCCCAGGGGAGCUGAGGAUCCGGAACCCCACGGCCAGAGCGUGUGUCUGUCUGUUCCAGCCUAGAAGCUCUACUCUUCACGUCCAUCUGCGUGUGAACGGCUCCGUUUGUCGGUAA